Messenger RNA from Dromaius novaehollandiae (emu), 390 nucleotides. Its product is annotated as ubiquinol-cytochrome c reductase complex assembly factor 4. The record is from RefSeq and is a predicted model, not a curated record. The transcript has 2 exons. Lineage: Eukaryota; Metazoa; Chordata; Aves; Casuariiformes; Dromaiidae. The coding region runs from base 1 to 390 and encodes 129 amino acids.
AUGCGCUGGGCGCUGGGCGGCUGGCGGGCGCGGCGGCCCCUGCGCCUGCCCGGCCCCCGGCGGGGGCUGGCGCGGCGGCGGGGCCCGGCGGGCGCGGAGGCGGCGGGCGCGGCCGAGGCGGACGGCGGGGGCCCGGUGCCCUUCUCGGCCAGCAAGGCCAGCCCGCGGGUGUGGAGCGUCAGCCGGUCUAUGGGGAGCGACCAUGAGAGGCCCUGGGGGAAGGUGCUGCCCCUCAGCCUGCUGUGCGCGGGGCUGCUGCUCUGGUGUGUGUUUAGGGACAAAACGGAGAUCGAUGAGCGCCUGGAAGCUGUUUUCUCCGAUCGGAUCGUGGACCCUGUAGAUGUGACCCCAAAAAGCAGCGCCGCCUUGCAACCGCAGAAGGAGAAAUGA